CCCAGCAAAUUGACAGUGGCAGCCCUUUGACAUCUAACUUCGAUCCCCAUACUACAUCACGGCGGAUUGCCACGCAACGCUCGGAUAUUUAUUCCUAUCUCAGUGAAAAAUGCCGGUAUGCACAAAUGACUAUUGAUUGGAAAAUCAUUUGGUGAUAACAGAUAGGGCAUAUUAACGCCCUUAUCUUGUACUCAUGCUUGACCUAUUAUGAUAACGCUAAAAACAAUACUACCUAUCGUGCACCCAAGGGACUUGUCUCCAGUACAACAUGUCGAACCCAUUCAAGUUAGCAUUCUUGCUCUUGUCAUCGGCUGCAGUACUGCCCACGAGCGCCCACCAACACCAGCACCCUUUCCAAAGUCUACAACAAGACCCGGUGGACAUUAGCAAGGAGCCAUGGACAUCACGAUAUGGCGCUCAAGAAGACCUAGGCUACACUGGCCCUCUGAGCUUCUCGCACUUCCCCUAUACGCGCUGCCUGGAAGACCCAUCUCAGUUGUUCGAUAUCGCGAUCAUUGGCUUCCCGUUUGAUACGACCACCUCAUAUCGACCUGGAGCGCGAUUUGGCCCUUUUGCCAUUCGCUCAGGCUCCAGAAGACAGCGAGCUCGUGGAUAUACCUUGACGUGGGGGACGAGCCCGUACGACCUUGGAGCGGGGUUGCAUGAUUGUGGGGAUGUCCCUCUCUCGGCCUACGAUAAUGCAAAAGCUCUCGACCAGAUGGAAGCUGCGUACACUACUUUACUUUCGCGACCUGUCUUGGGCGGCACCAACGAGGCAUAUAAAUCCCAAGUGGCUGCUAUCUCAUUGGACGGAAAGGAACAUCCGCGGAUUGUGACCUUAGGCGGAGAUCACACAAUCGUUCUGCCGAUCUUGCGGUCCCUGAACAAAGUCUACGGUCCGGUAUCUGUAAUCCACUUCGAUGCUCAUCUCGAUACGUGGCCACCUAGCGGCACGACCGACCAAGAACGUAUAACUCAUGGCACCUUCUUCGCUGUUGCCGCUGAGGAAAAUCUCAUGUCCAACACCAGUAUCCACGCAGGCAUUCGGUGCAAAAUGGCUGGCAUUCAAGACGUAGAGCAUGACGACGCUGUUGGGUUCCAGGUCAUCAGCACCGACGAUAUUGACGACUAUGGUAUCAACAACAUCAUCAAAAAAAUAAGACAGAGGAUUGGCAAUAGCCCCGUUUACCUCAGUCUUGAUAUCGACGUCGUUGACCCAGCCUUGGCACCCGCAACUGGAACUCCCGAAACAGGCGGUUGGACGACUCGUGAAGUCAAGCGCAUCCUCCGUGGUCUAUCGGGGCUUAAUUUCGUAGGUGCUGAUAUUGUCGAGGUUGCUCCUGCGUAUGAUUCUGCCGAUGUUACUGGCAUCGCUGCGGCCGAUAUCGUGCAUGACUUCCUGACGAUGCUUCAACUUGCAGAACCACCUGUGCCCCACAAGGGUCCAUUUUCUUUUGAUGAUUUGAAGCACUUGUGAAAAAGAAAGGCAGGAGAACGAAUGUCAAUGAUUACGGUGUAAUCGGUACAAAUACCCUAGACUUUUUGGGAGUGAGGUGGUAGCGUAGUUCACCAUCCAGUCGGGUACCACGUCGGUUCCAGAAAUAAGAGAAUGAAAGGACUAUGU
Messenger RNA from Guyanagaster necrorhizus, 1624 nucleotides. RefSeq names its product arginase deacetylase. Lineage: Eukaryota; Fungi; Basidiomycota; Agaricomycetes; Agaricales; Physalacriaceae. The record is from RefSeq and is a predicted model, not a curated record. The coding region runs from base 269 to 1477 and encodes 402 amino acids. Gene Ontology annotation, molecular function: metal ion binding; agmatinase activity. The transcript has 10 exons.